Molecule: messenger RNA, 711 nt
Organism: Trematosphaeria pertusa
Lineage: Eukaryota; Fungi; Ascomycota; Dothideomycetes; Pleosporales; Trematosphaeriaceae
Product: polysaccharide lyase family 3 protein
Exons: 3
Coding region: 1-711 (236 amino acids)
Biological process (GO): pectin catabolic process
Cellular component (GO): extracellular region
Molecular function (GO): pectate lyase activity
Source: RefSeq, a predicted model, not a curated record
AUGAAGACCACCGCCCAGCUCGCCGGCCUCCUGGCCCUGCUCCCCUCCACGUUCGCCUGUCUCGGCUACACUGGCGGCCUCCCCACACCCACAUCCACCAAGACGAACAGCAAGGUGAUUGAAGUCGCCGCCGGCCAGACUUUCGAUGGCGGAUGGGCAAAGUACGAUCGCGGCAGCGGCGCUUGCAACGACCAAGCAGAGGGCGGCGACGCCGACGCCGUCUUCCUCCUGCGCAGCGGCGCAACCCUCAAAAACGUCAUCAUCGGCAAAAACCAAGCCGAAGGCGUGCACUGCGACGGCCCCUGCACGCUGGAAUUCGUCUGGUUCGAGGACGUGUGCGAGGACGCCAUCACGGUGAAGAACGACGCCGCAGGCCAGGAGACGUGGAUCGUCGGCGGCGGCGCGUACCACGCCGCGGACAAGGUCGUCCAGCACAAUGGCUGCGGCACCGUGAAUAUUAUUAACUUUUAUGUUGAGGACUAUGGGAAGUUGUAUCGGAGUUGUGGGAAUUGCUCCAAGCAGUGCAAGCGCAACGUGUAUAUCGAGGGCACGACGGCGGUGGAUGGCGGCGAGCUUGCGGGCAUUAAUUCGAACUACGGCGAUACGGCGACGCUGAGGAAUGUGUGCUAUGAUACGGAUGUGCCGUGCCAGAUGUAUAAUGGCUGCGCUGGGGGCUGCGAGCCGACGAAGUCGGGGACUUGCUCGGGGUAA